Spodoptera litura is the source of this 4264-nucleotide messenger RNA. RefSeq names its product irregular chiasm C-roughest protein teiresias. Lineage: Eukaryota; Metazoa; Arthropoda; Insecta; Lepidoptera; Noctuidae. Gene Ontology annotation, cellular component: cell-cell junction; plasma membrane. The record is from RefSeq and is a predicted model, not a curated record. Gene Ontology annotation, biological process: cell-cell adhesion. Gene Ontology annotation, molecular function: cell adhesion molecule binding.
AUGUUACAGGUGCCAUCUUACGCAGUGCACUGCAUCAAUAUUAAUCCCACGUUGCUAUGUUGGUAUAGUACGACUCUGUACACAUCAGAGCAGCUGAUCAGUGCGCGAGGCUUACCUUUGUCACGCGCAAGCUCAUGGUCGAGCUCGGAGCGAGCGUCGGCCCCGUCGGUCGAGGCGGUCGACGUCGUGCGAGACGCGCCGCUCUACCCCGUGCUGCGGGACGACGCGUUCGACACGACCGACACGACCAGCCCCACCGACACCAGCACUCCUUGCAUCGAUACAGAACAUACGGGCGACGCCAGGAGCAAACGUGCUAGUGCACAGGACUGGGAGAGAGCGCCCAAAACUCACGUGCCGGAGCGACGCGUGAAGACAGGCGACACGAUCCUGAACAUCCGCGGCGCGGUGCGGGACGCUAUCGGUGACGCGGGCGCAGCGCCAGGCCCGCGCGCCUCCUCGCGCCUUGACACAUUCGUCAUCCGUCCCGCGCAGGCGCAGCAGCAGCGCAAGCCGCAGCACGACCAGCCCGCGCCACACAUACCACAUCAGGUGCCGAAGUACGAGCGCGAGCUGCUGGUGGAGGCGCAUGCGCGCGCGCGCAUCGAGUGUGACGUCAGUAACGGUAGUGACGUGCGCUGGUACAAGGACGGGGAGCCUGUGGCGGCGCGGGGCGGGGGCGCGCCCGCAGGGGGCGAGGGCGUGUGGCGGGACGGGGGCGCGCUCAUAGUGGGGCGCGCCACGCGCGGGGACGCCGCCGCCUGGCGGUGUCUGUAUAGCGACCACACGGGGAAGACCGUCUCCGGCAAACCCACCAAGCUGCUCAUAUAUGAGCCGGUGCGCGCGGUGUACCUGGCGGUGGACGGGCGGCGCCUGGACGCGGGCAACACCUGGGUGCCCGUCAGAGAUAAGACUGAGCUGGAGGUGCGCUGCGUUGCUGAAGGCGGCGUGCCCCCGCCCGAGCUGUCGUGGCGGCUGCUGGCGCUGGAGCCGGCGCUGGACCACCGCCCCUACCUGCGCAUACACCACACCAACUACUCCAUCGAGGGCGUGUCGGUGUCGCACGCGGUGGUGACGGCGGCGCGCGAGCUGCACAACGCCACGCUGCAGUGUGACGCGCGCCAGCGCACCCCGCCCACCAGCCCCGGCAGCCCCGGCAGCCCCGGCAGCCCCGGCAGCCCCGGCAGCCCCGCAUCCCCCACCAGUACCAGUGCUGCUCCCGCGCACCUACUCAGCGCCAAAUUAGAGAUACACGUAACAUACCCACCGUCGUUCGUGAUCUCGCGGUGGCCCGGGUUCGGUGUGUCGCUGUCUGCGGGCGGCGCCGCGGCGCUGCGCUGUGACGUCGACGCCAACCCUCCCGCGCGCGCCUGGUGGCUCAGAGACGACGCUAACCCCACCAGUUCCCCGCCGCCGCUGGAGGCGGGCGACGAGGGCGCGCGGGGCUCGGCCACGCUGCGGUGGGCCGCGCUGCGGGGCUCGCACGCCGGCUGGUACCGCUGCCGCGCCACCUGGCUCGACACGGAGUACUCCUCCAUCGGGUACUACCUCAACGUCAUGUCGGCCGAGGAGAACACGGAGACUGCCACCGAGCCGGAGGCGGAGCCCGAGGAACCAGAUCACCAGAAGGUGGAGGUACCACUCGGCGGGAACGUGCAACUACACUGUCCUAAAGGGAGCGUGGGUUGCUGGUGGCGGCGCGUCGUCGGCAACUCCAGCGAGAACUGGGCCCCGGCCGGCUCGCACCAUGCACACGGGGUGCUGGGUAUCAAAGACGCGUUGUACCAGGAGGGAGGCGAGUACAGGUGUGUGGGGGCGCGCGCGCCUGACCUCAUGCGACUGAGGGAGCUCAAGCGAGUCACGCUCAAAGUGACCGGCGGGGCCACGGCGACGGCGCUGAGUGCCGAGCCUUUAUGUUUAAACUGGCCUGAUGACUGUUUGAGGUGCCGUCGUACGCUCGGGUGUGGUGAAUUACGCGCGGGGGGCGCGGCGCCCGCGGCCCUGUCGCCGGACCUGGCGCAGCACUGCUGGCGCGCCGUGCUGCACGUGGUGGAGCCGGACGAGGUGUGGUGCGUGGCGGCGGCGGGGGGGUCGGGCGCGGUGGCGGUGUUCCCCCGCCGCGCGCCGCACCCCUCCCCCGCGCCCGCGCGCCACUCGGUGCGCGCGCUGCACAACAUGGCCGCGCGCACGCACGCACGCCACCUGCAACUGCUGGUGCUGCUGGCGGUCGCCUGGAUGUUCCACUGAUUUCGUCCCGUGAACUGAUUAGACACUUGCACCUUGGAAUCAACUGCAAUGGGAGAGUUGGACAAACAGCCUUCACUACGGAGUCCGAAAUGCAGAGCAAGCGACGUCACCGUACAGUGCGCAGGCGCGAGUUUGAGUAAUGUAGAGUGUACUGGAAGUGGCUAUGUCCAGGUGCGAGUGUAUGGGUGUGGUGGACCCAGGUGCAGUGACUAGUGACGUCAUCAGUGUGAGUGUCACAAACUGUAGCAUUCUCGUGAAUGUGUUGUUACUCGUCCAAGACGAGCUGACUUGUCAGUCUAUCUCCUAUUCUAGUCUUCGUAGCUACCUACUGUAUUACAUUAUUGGUUACUCUAGCGUGUCUGUACUCGUAUGUAUGUAGUACGCGCGCAUUGGCGCCAUACCCCGAAUGGGAGUGGUGCCAGUACGCGCGUGUUGGCCUAACCUUUGUCUCCUGAGUUGUAUCUUCUCUCCACCUUCCUGUAUCCUCUUGUUUUCUAACGUAAUUUAUAAACAGGAAUCGAAUGUGCCAAAUUGUUGAUAUUUUUAAUAUUUAACAUAGAUUUUCUUAUAUUGAUUAUUAUAAAUAUAUUGUCGAUUAUUACGUUAUGUUCGUAUGUUAAUGGAAUGUGAAUUACUAGUGCAAUGUGAACACCAAACGAUAUGAGAUUAUAACUUGUAAUGUAAGUGAGAGUUAGGUCGGUGUGCUGGCUGCCGUGACGCGUACGAGCCGCGCCGCGCCCGCGCCGGCCGGGGCGCGGGGCGGGGGCGCGGGACGGGGGCGCGGGCGCGGCAUGUCUAGCAAUAACUCACACAAGGCGAGGUGGCGCAGCGCGCGGCGCGACUCCUCGCGUCCCCCAGCACACGCAAUAAUAUAUAUUUUAUAUAGAUGUCAAAUUCUUAAAGUAUAAAUAAAUACUGUGUAUCAUAGCUUAAACUGAAUCAUGUAAAUUUCGAUGUCAAUUUUAGUCGUCCGUUUAGGUCGGAUGUUUUUGUAUGAACAAGAUACUGAUAAUAUUUGCUACCACAGUUUUUGCAACAAUCUCGUAGUGUAAGGGAGUGUUGGUGAAAUGGUUGGCGUUGGUGUUGGUGUUGGUCGGUUAGGUUGGUCGCAUUGUGUUUGGUACGGUCGUACGACUGCGUGUAUACGUUACUUGUUGUUUAGUUGCGAGUCGUCAGUCGAUGUUAUAGUUACGUUGCUGCCGCACAUGUGAUAUAGAGGCGCGGCCGCGACCGCACUGCCCGAGGUGUCCGUGUGUCGCAGACAUAUUACACUAACCAGUAUGUCGUUAGUUCGUUAGCUGUAGCGAGAUGUAUUUUUGUAUGUCUGAGCGUUUAUCGUCAAUUGGACAAUGAGUUUUGGAAAGUAAAUAUAAUUGUAAUUAAUAUAGAGGCGCGCUGUGCGCGUAAUACAAACAUGUUGUUUCGUUCGUACCUGGAUGAUGAUAUAAUGAUCCGUCCAUGCGGAGUUCGAUGUAGUUAGUUAAGGAGCUACGUAGUACCCUCGCGUCCCGCUCCCGCCGUACUGUCGCGUGUAGCCGCCUGUUCUCUUGUAGGCUGUCGUCUUUCGUCACUCUCUCGGACAUCCUGUCUCCAUCCCUCGCACUCUCUCUCUCCUUGUCUCCCUCACGACCUCGUGACUCUCUCUCUUUUGUCGCUCGUUAUGUUUCUCCGAGCCCUACCUCAGCCACUGUCCUGCCAGGCAGUGGUGUCGGUGGGGCCCCGCUGGUAGUGCGCCCCGCGGCCCCGCACCUGUCGUCCUCCACCGCGCGGCCCGCUGGCUGCCCACACGCGGGCCCCUGCGGGCCCCGCAGUAGUUGGUCCCGGGUCGCGCGGUCGCUCGUCCUCUUCAGUUUCGUGUCUAGCGUCCAUUCGAUACUACUGUGUCGCAUCUCGGUGCCAACAUAAGUUAAUAGAUCAUAAUAUAUAUUUACAUUUUAUUAUAUACAUUUUAUUAUUUACUUUGAUAUUGAAUGUACAGAAUCCAUAUAUUCAUCGCCAUGUGUUUAUGGAAAUCGUA